ACCCGACACCGCAUUAGCUUGGCUGUGUGUAGCCACUUUUGUGUAGCUUUCUUUAGCUUACUAUUUUAUGAAUAUUUGGCGAUAAGACCCCGUGGUUCAUCGAUGCCACUAAAGGAUCAGUCAAACUCGACGGUCGCCAUGAAACCAGCAGUGGAUGAGAUGUUUCCUGAGGGCGCGGGACCGUACGUUGACCUGGAUGAGGCUGGGGGAAGCACAGGACUGCUGAUGGACCUGGCUGCCAAUGAAAAGGCCGUUCACUCAGACUUCUUCAAUGAUUUUGAGGAUCUGUUUGAUGAUGAUGACAUCCAGUGACAGAGACUUUGGAAUUGAUCGAUGAUAUGCUCGCCACUUACCAAUCUUCUUCUUUUUUUUUGGUGGAAAGCAAACCAACCAUUUUCUGUCUAAUUACAUACAAUUUACUGUCAUAGUUGUCCUAGUUUCAGGCUUACAUCCUUAAAAAGUCCAUCACCAGCUCCAGAUGUUGUGAAAUUCUUAGGAUCCCAAGGAUUCUUCAUAUACGGUAUGUUCAAAUUAUGAGCCUGUAUCGUGCUCACGUCUUCGACUGCUUCUGAACUGGAUUGCAGGUUUCAGUGCGCUGGAGAACACCUGUUAGCAGCGUAAUUAUACAUGUGAUGGGCAGAGGCUCCAUAUGCUGCCGCCCUUCAACAUUCUGCAGAUGGCAUAUGAUGAAUGAUGGUCUGCUGAAAUGAUUUGAAUGACAGUGUCUGAUAGUCGCAUACGUUCUGUGUUUGGUUUUAUAUCUGCAGUGUGUUCGGUUGUGUCAUGAAUUUGCACAUAAGUGUACAGCAGUCUGUGCAUCUGCACUUUUUCGUGAUAAAAAAUCAAUAAAUAGUGUUUUGUAUAUAUGAAGCCAUAACUGUGUCUGAUUGUCGUUA
Messenger RNA from Anarrhichthys ocellatus (wolf-eel), 896 nucleotides. RefSeq names its product COP9 signalosome complex subunit 9. NCBI's taxonomy places the organism in Eukaryota, Metazoa, Chordata, Actinopteri, Perciformes, Anarhichadidae. The transcript is spliced from 3 exons. The record is from RefSeq and is a predicted model, not a curated record. Bases 103 to 312 code for a protein of 69 amino acids.